AUGGAUGAUUCCAAUGGGAGUGCAGCCAAUCCCAGCGGUGUUCAUGGUCAGGUGAUGCCCAUGGAGGAGUGGGACUGUAGCUCAGGAUGUGGGGGGAGGGGGGAGCAGGGGAAGAGAGAGGACAGGCGGCUGGCGGGGGUGUGUGGUCUGGUUAACAGUGGUAACUCCUGCUACAUGAACGCUGUGCUGCAGUGUCUCUUCUCCACUGUGCCGUUGGUGGAACACCUCCUCAGCUCACACAAACGCUCCCAGCUGGCCAAGCGUAACAGUCCUGUAGCGGGGGUGUUUGUGCACCUCCUCCAGGAGGUGUGGCAGGGUCAGGGGGGUACCAGCUUCACCUCCCCAGAGAAGGUGAGGGCCUUGGUCUCCUCCCUGCACCCCCAGUUCAACAACCAAUCACAGCAGGACGCCCAGGAGCUACUCCUCCUCCUGCUCAACGCCCUGCAUGACGACCUCAAGAAUAAGGGGGAGAGGCGUCAGACACGUUCUUCCCAGCGGUUGUGUCUGGGCAGGAAGUCGCUCAGCUCGGCGCCAGCAGCGGGGGAUUCUACGGUGGUGACACGUCUCUUCGAGGGACAACUCAGCUACCAGAUGCUGUGUCUGCGCUGCGACGGACACUCUCACAGCAACCAGGUCUUCACCAUCCUGUCUCUGCCAAUACCACUUGACUCAUACAAGUGCUCCCUACAGGACUGCCUGUCGCUGUUCUUCCAGCAGAGUACGUUGACGUGUGGAGAUCAGAAGUUGUGUCCAGAGUGUGGAGUGAAGAGAGACACAGCUGUCCUCACCAGCAUGACCAAACCACCUGAGAUACUGGUGCUGCACCUCAAACGUUUUGGUUGCCAUGGAAGUGAGAAGAGGAAGUUGAGGACCAACGUGUUGUUCUCAUUGGACAGUUUAGACCUAACCCCCUUCCUGUCCAGCCCCUCAGCCAAUCACACUAGCUACUCUCUCUACGCAGUGGUGAACCACACAGGAGACCUGGACAUGGGUCACUACACGGCCCUGUGCCACAGUCCCCUGUCCAGCAGCUGGCACCACUUUGACGACACGGCCGUGAGCGAGGUCGUGGACUUCUUGGUGCAGUCUCCUAAUGCCUACAUCCUGCUGUACAGCCGUCAGCCCUUCCACAGACCCAACAUCCCCAGGAUCUGACCCACCACAGACCCACCAUACCCCGGAUCUGACCCACCACAGGCCAAAAACAUACCCAGUCCCAGGAUCCAACUAGGACCCGUGCUCUCUUAGCCACUACUAAUUCCACGACUUACCACGGCUUUAGGCCCAGAAUAUCCUCUAACUGGGACCCACCACCGGUCCAACUUACCACAACUUUAGGCCCAGAAUAUCCUCUAACUGGGACCCACCACAGGCACAAUUUACCACGGCUUUAGCCCCAUCAUAUCCUCUAACUGGGACCCACCACAGGCCCAACUUACCCAUCAUGCCCCAUAUCUGACACACCACAGGCCCAACUUACCCAUCAUGCCCCAUAUCUGACACACCACAGAACCAACUUACCCAUCAUGCCCCAUAUCUGACACACCACAGGCCAAAAACAUACCGUGGCUCUGAUCAAGACGCAGACUGGUAGAGCCCAGAGCCCACGAAGUGCCAACCCAGCCCCUAGUCUAGCCCAG
Salvelinus fontinalis (brook trout) is the source of this 1640-nucleotide messenger RNA. Its product is annotated as putative ubiquitin carboxyl-terminal hydrolase 50. The coding region runs from base 1 to 1155 and encodes 384 amino acids. The record is from RefSeq and is a predicted model, not a curated record. The transcript is spliced from 7 exons. Gene Ontology annotation, molecular function: cysteine-type deubiquitinase activity. Gene Ontology annotation, biological process: protein K48-linked deubiquitination; Ras protein signal transduction; endosome organization. Gene Ontology annotation, cellular component: extrinsic component of plasma membrane; cytosol; midbody. Lineage: Eukaryota; Metazoa; Chordata; Actinopteri; Salmoniformes; Salmonidae.